Molecule: messenger RNA, 1068 nt
Organism: Ziziphus jujuba (common jujube)
Lineage: Eukaryota; Viridiplantae; Streptophyta; Magnoliopsida; Rosales; Rhamnaceae
Product: UPF0481 protein At3g47200-like
Exons: 1
Coding region: 1-1068 (355 amino acids)
Source: RefSeq, a predicted model, not a curated record
AUGAAAAGAUUGAAAGGUAUUGAUGCUGAGGCAUUCACAAAAAUGAUGUUUCUUGACGGUUGCUUCAUUCUAGAGUUUAUCAGGUGGUUGCUGGGGGUAGAAGAGUACUAUGAUAUAGGGAUGAAUAAUGAGGACAUAGCUAAUGUCAAGCGAGACUUGUUCUUGUUAGAGAACCAACUCCCUUACAUUGUUCUUGAGGAGUUAAUGGGCCAUGAAUUAUAUAUAUGGAAGGGGAGGAUUAAAAAUUUCAUCACUAUGUGUCGAAGACUUCCUCCUGCAGUCAAACCAUGGAUGUCUGGUGCUAGUAAUUAUUUCUCCAGGUCUCCUUAUCAUCUUCUUGACAUGACGAGGACAAGAUUUGUGAAACAAAGUGCUACCCUCCCUUCUCGACGUCGUCAGGUGCGGUAUAUGAUACUCUCAGCUCUUUUACGCGUGGUGUGCCACUGUAUGGGAAUCUGGUUCAGCCCCAAUAAAACAGCCACCCCAAGUGCUACCAGUGAUUGGUACUCUUAUCAUUCAGCCAGGGAGCUCAGGUCUAUGGGAAUCUGGUUCAGACCAAACAAAACAGGUAGUUUUAGCGAUGUCAAGUUUGAGUCUCAACUGUUCAUCAGGGGAGUGCUCACACUUCCUCCAAUACUCAUAGAUGCCUCCACUAAAUCUUUGCUGCUCAACAUGCUGGCGCUCGAAUCAAGCUAUACAAACUUGGAGGACAAGAAGUGUGUCACCUCUUAUAUGUGCUUCAUGGACUCACUUAUUGAUAAUGCUGAGGAUGUGAUGAUCCUAAGGUCCCAGAACGUCAUCGUCAAUUGCUUGGGAACCGACCAAGAUGUAGCAGAUCUAUUUAACGACAUAGCAAUACAUUUGAUACCAGACCCUCAUUUGUAUGCCGAAGCUAAACGUGGAAUUCAAAAGUAUUGCAAUAGCAAGUUCCAGCAAUGGAUGGCAGAAUGUUACAACAACCAUUUCAGAAGUCCUUGGACGCUUCUUGCAUUAUGUGGUGCCAUUUCUGUCAUCUUGCUCACCGCGGCUCAGACUUUUCUGGCAGCAUGGCAUCCCAAAAUUGAAUAG